Messenger RNA from Habropoda laboriosa, 700 nucleotides. RefSeq names its product actin-related protein 2/3 complex subunit 3-like (gene Arpc3A). Gene Ontology annotation, cellular component: cytoskeleton; Arp2/3 protein complex. Gene Ontology annotation, biological process: regulation of actin filament polymerization; Arp2/3 complex-mediated actin nucleation. The transcript has 4 exons. Gene Ontology annotation, molecular function: actin filament binding. NCBI's taxonomy places the organism in Eukaryota, Metazoa, Arthropoda, Insecta, Hymenoptera, Apidae. The record is from RefSeq and is a predicted model, not a curated record. The coding region runs from base 218 to 700 and encodes 160 amino acids.
AUGGGUAAAAUGAAAUUGUUGCCAGUUGUGCACAGUACAGUUGGAUACUAUUGUAAGAUAAAAAAAAAUGUGCUGAUGUUUGUGAAUCUAUUCCUACGAAUAGGAGGAGAGUGGAGGGAGGCUCGAUCGGUGGGAUUAUUGGAAGGACAGCGAAAAGCGGUCGGCGAACGGUGCAUAUCAUUCGAGUUUCGUAGAAAAUAAUGGAAACAUUGGUAAUAUGGCACUUUUGCCAAUUAUGACGCAUUUCAGAGGCCCUGCACCUCCUUUUAACAGUAAAGAUCAGGAUAUAAUUGACGAGGCGUUGUAUUUCUUCAAAGCGAAUGUGUUUUUUAGAACGUACGAAAUUAAGAGUGAGGCUGAUAGAGUUUUAAUUUAUAUCACGUUAUACAUUACGGAAUGCUUGAAAAGAUUACAAAAGUGUGCAACUCAAACUCAAGCAGCAAAUGAAAUGUAUUCUCUUGCUAUUUCAAAAUUUGACAUUCCUGGCGAUCCUGGUUUUCCUUUAAACUCUGUAUAUGCAAAGCCAAGUAAUCCAAUGGAAGCAGAUACCAUGAGGCAAUAUUUGCAACAAAUACGACAGGAGACAGGGGUUAGACUAGUAGAGAAGGUAUAUGGUGAGGAUGGUAAGCCAAGCAAAUGGUGGCUCUGUUUUGCAAAGAAGAAAUUUAUGGAUAAAUCGUUAUCCGGUCCUGGACAAUAA